Lactuca virosa is the source of this 387-nucleotide messenger RNA. Lineage: Eukaryota; Viridiplantae; Streptophyta; Magnoliopsida; Asterales; Asteraceae. The record is from the annotation of a GenBank genome assembly.
AUGAUCAAUCCUCUUGGUGGAACAAUAGCUGAUUACUCGGAGACAGCAAUUCCGUAUCCUCAUAGAGUUGGGGUGUUGUACCAGGUGCUCAAGACUGUUAGUUUUUUCGACCAAUCUUCAGAUACAACCCCUAUAUCACUCAGCCGGAUAGCUUGGCUGGAAAGCUUGGAGAAGUUAUUAACGCCUUAUGUGUCAAGUAACCCGAGGGAGGCUUAUGCUAACUAUGUGGAUCUGGAUUUGGGUGUUGGAAAUGAUAAUUAUGAAGAAGCUAGUGUUUGGGGUGAGAGGUACUGGAAAAGGAACAAUUUCAAGAAGUUGAUCCAAAUCAAGGCCAAAGUUGAUCCGAAGAAUUUCUUUAGGCGCCCACAAGGUAUACCAGUUUUCUAA